Cucurbita moschata (crookneck pumpkin) is the source of this 2076-nucleotide messenger RNA. Its product is annotated as serine hydroxymethyltransferase 2, mitochondrial. Gene Ontology annotation, molecular function: serine binding; zinc ion binding; pyridoxal phosphate binding. NCBI's taxonomy places the organism in Eukaryota, Viridiplantae, Streptophyta, Magnoliopsida, Cucurbitales, Cucurbitaceae. Bases 148 to 1698 code for a protein of 516 amino acids. Gene Ontology annotation, biological process: L-serine catabolic process; folic acid metabolic process; tetrahydrofolate interconversion. The transcript has 16 exons. The record is from RefSeq and is a predicted model, not a curated record. Gene Ontology annotation, cellular component: cytoplasm.
UAAUAUUUAUUCACCGGCAUCAGGCCUCCAUCACCAACCUACUAACCCCACUGGCAGUGGUGACAACGGAAGAGCACCAGAUCGAAAGUGCGCGGAACCUUUCACGCAUUUCGAUAUCGGAGGAGAUUCAAUCGCUUACCGAAACCAAUGGCUAUGGCGCUUCGAAGAUUCGCCGUCGGCGUUACCAAAUCCAAUGUUCCUCUCGUCAAUGGCCGGUUUCUCCAUCACAUGUCUUCUCUGUCCGGUGCCGCUGCGGAGGAAAGGGACAAGGCUCGAGCUACUUGGAUUAAGCAGCUGAACGCCCCCCUCGAGGUUAUUGAUCCGGAAAUUGCAGACAUCAUUGAGCUUGAGAAAGCUCGUCAAUGGAAGGGUUUUGAACUUAUACCUUCUGAGAAUUUCACUUCAUCAUCAGUGAUGGAAGCAGUUGGUUCAGUCAUGACCAACAAGUACAGUGAAGGAUAUCCUGGUGCCAGAUACUAUGGUGGAAAUGAGUACAUUGACAUGGCUGAAACCUUGUGCCAGAAACGUGCUCUAGAAGCUUUCCGUUUGGACCCUGCAAAAUGGGGAGUUAAUGUGCAGUCUCUCUCUGGAUCACCGGCUAACUUUCAGGCAUAUACUGCAUUAUUAAAACCUCAUGAGAGGAUUAUGGCUCUAGAUUUACCACAUGGUGGACACCUUUCGCAUGGUUACCAGACUGAUACCAAGAAGAUUUCUGCCGUUUCAAUAUUCUUCGAGACAGUGCCAUAUAGGUUGGAUGAGAGCACUGGUUACAUUGACUAUGACCAGUUGGAAAAAAGUGCAUCAUUGUUCCGACCAAAACUCAUCGUUGCUGGUGCAAGUGCCUAUGCCCGUCUCUAUGACUAUGCACGAAUUCGCCAGAUCUGUGACAAACAGAAGGCAGUCAUGUUGGCUGAUAUGGCACACAUUAGUGGCUUAGUUGCAGCUGGCGUUAUUCCAUCCCCUUUUGAUUAUGCUGAUGUUGUAACAACAACCACACAUAAAUCCUUACGCGGACCACGAGGGGCAAUGAUUUUCUUCCGGAAGGGUGUUAAAGAGAUCAACAAAAAAGGACAAGAAGUGCUCUAUGACUACGAAGACAAAAUUAAUCAGGCUGUCUUUCCUGGUCUUCAAGGUGGCCCACACAACCACACCAUAACUGGUCUGGCAGUUGCACUAAAGCAGGCCACAACUCCGGAAUACAAAGCUUACCAAGAGCAGGUUCUUAGUAAUUCUUCCAAAUUUGCUCAGAGUUUGAUUGAGAAGGGCUAUGAACUUGUAUCUGGUGGAACUGACAACCAUUUAGUCCUUGUGAAUUUGAAAAAUAAGGGUAUCGAUGGCUCGAGAGUCGAGAAGGUUUUGGAAUCGGUUCAUAUUGCAGCUAACAAGAAUACAGUUCCAGGGGACGUGUCUGCCAUGGUUCCUGGUGGCAUCCGUAUGGGGACCCCUGCCCUGACCUCAAGAGGUUUCCUUGAGGCAGAUUUUGUGAAAGUAGCUGAAUAUUUCGAUGAAGCUGUGAAGUUAGCCUUGAAGAUUAAGGCCAAUAGCGAAGGUACUAAGUUGAAGGAUUUCGUAGCAACCAUGCAAUCAAAUAAAGACUUCCAAUCUGAAAUUUCAAAGCUCCGACUUAAAGUCGAGCAGUAUGCCAAGCAAUUUCCAACCAUAGGAUUUGAGAAAGAGACAAUGAAAUACAGAGACUGAAAAGCGAAUCCUCAAAGUUGCAGGCAAGGAUCUACCGCCGAGUCGGAUAACCUUGUUGUCAAAGUUGCUGAUUCAGACCCUCCAGCAAACGGGCAGAAGUUUCCUCUAAAUAAAUGUCCUUGUGAGCAAUUUUUUGUUGGACUUUCUAUAAUAAAAUCUCGACAUUAUGUUCUUGAACUUUGCCAGCGUUAAUCUAUAGGUUUACGUCUUAACGAAGGAAGGAAUCACUGUAACGAAAGUAAUCUUGUCAAUCGAAUAUCUUAAACUAAGAACACCUGAUUGAGAUUUGAAUCACUUCACAAGUAAGAUUGUGAUUAUGUUUUCUUCUCUAAGACAAUGAUUGUCAAUUAUGUGCAUAGUUAGAAUUUUGGUUUGAAC